Molecule: messenger RNA, 11366 nt
Organism: Gallus gallus (chicken)
Lineage: Eukaryota; Metazoa; Chordata; Aves; Galliformes; Phasianidae
Gene: ANP32A
Product: acidic nuclear phosphoprotein 32 family member A
Exons: 8
Coding region: 9206-10024 (272 amino acids)
Biological process (GO): nucleocytoplasmic transport; regulation of apoptotic process
Cellular component (GO): perinuclear region of cytoplasm; nucleus
Molecular function (GO): histone binding
Source: RefSeq, a predicted model, not a curated record
GUCGCCGCUGUCGCCGGGCGGGAGGAGGUUCCUGGCGGCGAGACGCGGCGGCGGGACGAGCGGAGGGUAAAGCGCGGCCUGCUCCUCUCCCACACCCCUUCCCCUCCGGCUUUACCGUUGGGAUCGUUUUUUUGACCUCAGUCCCUCUGGGGGGUGUUGGGGCGGGCGGGGGGAUGGGCUUUGCGCAGGGCCCGGCGCGGCUUUGUCGUUUUUUAUUGUUACCAUCGUUAUCUUGGAAGUAUUUUUUGUCUUUAUUUUGUUUCGGCUUUUUUCGCGUUUAUUUGUUUUAGUUUUUGCCUCUUGCUCUACCGCUCGUGCUGCUGGAGGCUUAAAUUCAGCGUUUUGUGUGGACUCAGCCUUGAUCCCAAGUGUGCUGGGUGCAGGCUGGGCUCUCCCCCUCAUACAUAGCUGGUUCAGCUCCUGCUCUGACUGAAGGAAAGUUCACAGAGCCCCCAUUGAGUGGUGGUUCGGUGCUCUGGGAGCCCCAGUUUGAUGGUGGUUCACUGCUCUGAGAGCCCCAGUUUGGUGCUGUUUCAUUGCAUAGAGAACCCCAACUCACCGCUGUGUUGUUGCCCCUCUGCAGUUCAGCAGUCCUCGCUGCUGUAAAAUAAUGCUUGUUUAACCUGACGUGUCUUUUUUUUUUUUUUAACCUCUUAACCUUUAAUUCUAUCGCUGUGUUCCACUUCCCAAGGUAACAAAUGAGAUCAUAAUCCGUUCUAUAGGUAAACAGUUGCGCCUGCAUACAAAGGGGAACUGCCCUUUGGGAGUGCUGCUCUGUUUACAGUCACUCCUGCAAAACCAUUGAUCACGGAUGCUUCCACGUGCUCUUGUGUUGUGGGGAGCUAAGGGUGCAGGUUUGAACUCCGUUCCUCUAAAGUUCCUGUUAGAAGAAAAUGCAGCUAAAUCCAGCCAGUGCUCCAGAGAAAACGUUUGAAGCUGAGUUUUAGUGCAAAUAUAAUGCCAGAUGUCAUUGAUUCAUGGAUUUUAGUAAGAUGUGGAGCAUGAACAAGAUGGUUCUGGACGUUGUGUUAAUCUCUGCUCUGAUAGGCAGACGGUGUUUCUUGUGUGAUCCAUGAUGGAUCAUUAUUUUCAAAGCUUUAAAUGUAACGUAGAUAAAUGUUGGUGAAAACAAGGGCACAAAUGGAAGCGUAUUUACUCUUUCUUGGAGCUGUUACUGUAUAUGUGCUGAAGUUUGCAGUGCCUCUCACAUUUGAUCUAUUCUGUUAUCGGAGCUUGCAGAAUCAAAACUUUCUGUAAAUCAAGGUUUGAUAAAGGAAUGUUGAUAAGGUGUUUAAGCUCAGAAAGCCCCUCUUACUAUUUUAUGCUUUGGGCUAAUACAGUUGUGUCAAAUACUAUGUAAUACUGUACAGCUAGCUACUUCAGCUGCUCAGUUACAUAACCCUGCAAGGUUACAUGUUAGCCAAUAAAAUGUAAUAUAAAUGUCUCAAAGUAUAGUAGUUAUUUCUUCCUCAGACUCUGCUGCUGUUUUAUAUGGAAUCAGUGUUGGUGAGCAGUCUGGGGUUAUAGUGCCUGAAAUUUGGUGGGUUUUGUGUGUGUGUGUGUUGGUGAGAAAUCUGUUUGUGGUGCCUGAAAUAUGUUUUUCUUUGUUGUACAGCCUGAGCUGAGGUCUCACAUCUGCCUUGCAGGCAUUUCCACUUUUUUUAACCCAUUAUGUUUAAUGGUCACUUACAGCAGUGCACAUGCUGUGGCCUAUGACGCUUUGCUGAUCUUACCACUGUCAUCUUCUAUUAUAUUACAUAAAAAUGCCUACUAGAAAUUGGUGAGAUCCAACCAUUUUACAUGGGUUUUCUCCAGGCCAUCAGCCCAUAGUGGUGUAACUACUGACCACAUGGGGCUGGGUGUGUUUGUGGGUGUUGCUGCUCAUUCCUAUUGUUUGUAACCCAGCUCAUCUGUUCACACAGGCUGUGCAGUGAGGUCAGUAUGAAGGGGGACUUCUCAACCAUGGGACACAGAGGCAGUGUUUAGAAGUUAUGCACAAAACUCAUCUUUGAUGGCUUACUGCUACCAUGCAGUUCACUUAGUCUGAGGAUUUAGUGCUGCUUUUGAGAGAAGCUUUAUCAGCGCAAAUUUAUGACAGAGAUAAAGCACUGCCUGCAACGUUGGGUAUUUCUUACAGUUUUUCUAACUUUCUGUUUCACUUUAAAACUUACUUGAAUUGUGAUUUCCCUCUAGUUUACUGUAGGUUUUAACAUUGAGGGGAAUUACAGUGCAGGUGUUUAUGUGAAGCAUUCUCUUGUAUGAAGGAUAUAAAUAAGAGCUCUUUUCUCAAGCUAGUUAGUUGGUGUGAUGCUCACAGUAACAGUAAAGACUUUAAAGUGAUGCAUAUUGCUUCAAAGACCUGCAUUUGAAAAAGUUUGUGUAUUGGUAUUUGGUAAGUGGGCCAGGAUGCACAUGUUUACUCAUCCCCCACUGAAUAGCAUGCAAAUGGAACAGGGAUAUGCUGUAGGUUAGCAGCAGUGGGACAAGUUGGUUGCACUGUAGUGUGCAGUGGCAUGCGAUGAGCAUGUAGAAACUCUGUUAAAUGUCCAGUUUAGCAUGGAUUUUUGCAGACUUGGAUCACUUAACCACUUAUGUAGCUAACAGCAGGGUGUAAAUGUAACAAAGAAGUAGCUGAGGUUUUUUUGCCAGCUUCCUGGGUUUGUAUAAUAGCUGCUUUUCAAGACUCUGAAUUUUUUGAUGCAAACCUCUGAAAUCUGGGUAGAUGAAUGGGUGUUCGUCUUGGAGGAGCCCAGAAAUCAGGCUUACAGGACGGGUGUGAUGUGUGUGAGCUGUCCUCACUGAAAUGUAGGCUAGCUUCUCAGCUGACAACUGGCAAAUCCUCUUAACCUGGACCAAGUUGAAGCAUGUGAGAGGAACUACAAAUAUAAAAUUAAAAAUAAAAAAAACCAAAGCAACCACCUGAUGAUAUAUAAACCUGAUGGGAAGUUUCUCAGCAUCAGUCUCCUGGGGUGUAGGUGCUGUGGCCGAAUUAAGUGUAACUACUUUAUCUGUCCUUGCAGCAGAGUUUGUGCAUUAUAUAUCAAUGGAUUGAAUCAGUGAUGCAUUUUUAGAUGUUCAUUCAAAUGGUGUCAUAAAUCUAGUCCUGACAGCUGGUGUUGAGUGCAUCUUCCCAUUUUGUUCCUUCUAUGGAGUGCUCAUUCCUCCUCACCAUCCUCCUGACCUAAGGGUACAGGUGUUGUUCACUUGGAGAAGCCUAAACUGAAUCUGCAAUAUCUAAGUAGGUGCUCUGUACUGAAUGUUUCGAAGUGAAGGAAAGGUAGAGCAGGGCUGGUGCCCUAAAGAGCCAGGGAUGGCAGCGUGGUGUGCUGGGCUGCGCUCAGCAGCCUUCGUGGGCUGACAGCUCACCUGGAUGGGCCCAGCCCUGCUCUGUGACUGCUGCAGGUUGCAGAGGGGAGUGGGGAGCAGUUGUGUUUGUUGUGCUCAGAGUGAUGGAUGCUUCUCAGCUAUUUGUAUGACAUCACUGGACCUGCACGUGUGAUUUUUUUUGUCUCUGUGCUUGCUCUGCCACCCUUCAGACGAAAUAGCUAGUAGACUCAUAGCUUGUGGGUUUUAUCACUGUUGCUAAAAUCAGUCGUGGAGUCCUUGCAUGUGUAAGGAUGGUGUUUUGAAAUAAGAGUCCUCAGUGUUUGCCUUCACAUCACUGUGCAAGUUGUGUUCUCUAUGGGAGUACUUGUUUGUCCGUUAACUUGUUCUGUUGAACACUUCCCCUCUAAAGCCAUAAAAAUGCUAGGAAAAGCUUAUCUUCUGUGUGAUUUGCUAAUGCAUUCUGUAGCAGCUGACAUCUUUAGAGACUGCUUUCUGUAUAAACUAUGCAGCUCUUGAAAUUAGUAUUAAUUUAAAUACAGAGCUUCUUCUUUAUGUAAAUCAGUCGUUUGUUGCUGAGGGCAGUUUGAUGCAGCUGAACAAAGUGAAGCAGUUCAGCUAAAUACUUUCAACUUCUAACUGCAGAGUUUUCAAAUUGAAGUUGAGAUGUGAUCUGCCUUUUGGUUCUGUUUUAUUUAAUAGUAGCUGGCAGUGACUGAAGAGCACCUUGGAUAUGCUGUCAGGCAUGAUGGCUCUCACACAGGGAAGCUGGGAUGUGGAGGUGAUGUGCCCCCCUUGAAGUCACCUGCCCCAGCCAGGAGCAGAGCAGAGUGCUUGGCCAGUGAAAAAGGAGAAGAAAGCAACAUCAGUGUGAAUUUUAGAAAGCAUUUAACACGAAGAUUGAGCAAUUUAAUCACUUACAGAUUUGAAGCAGUCAGUGUCUAAAUUAAAUAUUUGGAGUCUUUAGAGUUUUGCUGCUAAUGCUAGAAAUGAAAACUAGUUCUGUGCUUUUGAACGAAGCAGCUUUCUGUGUCCCCAAAGUGUGUUCUCAAUUUAUUAAUUAGUGUGCUGCUUAUGCAUAUGGCUACAUUGACCUUGUAAAUGUGUGAAAGUAUCUUGAUGUGACCCACGGGGUUUCUUGCUGGGGUGCUGUUUCUUGAGGAAGGCAGCAGUAGGUUAUUUUUUUUUUCUGGAGGUUUUUUGAUUGUGGAGAUGCUUCUUAAUUAGAUACAAAGGUGUAGUCAGAAUCGUUAAGACUCUUAACCCUUCUACUGCUUAUGUAUUUCACUUGCUCCAUUAGGUUUCUCUCAGGUGCAGUGUGAAGGGGUGUAUAGUUGGCUGGAGCCGAAUGUGUUGCUCUUGGGUCCUGUAGCUGUGGUAUGUGAAACGUUAGAGGGUAGAAAAAGUAAAGAUCUCUGAGCUAUGCGAGCAGGCUUAGACUGCCUCAGAAGAGAGAGUAGCUUUGAUAACAGAUGCAUAAAAAAAAACCUGCAAUGUUUUCUUAUCUCUCUUCUGCUCCUUCCCUUUUCCUGAGGUAGUGGUGAUGCAUAGUCCUGGUACGCUCACUUUCUGAAAAAGAGAUGCAGAAGAUGAACUCAAAUAUGAAAGUUUGGGGUUGCAUCACUAGGAGGAAGCCUAGAUGAAUUUCAAAGCCCAGUAGUAGUUUCACAUGACCUUGUUGCAAGACUUUGGAGUUCCAGCUCAGCUGAACAUGUACAAAAUGGGCAGAAUUAGCAGAAGUGGAACAGGUUGCCAUUGGACCAGCCUGCACUGGACACUGUUCUGCUCACCAUCUGCGAACUGCGUUGUUUCAAAAGGGCCGGUUGGAGAGUGCUGGUGGAAGGGACAGCUGUGUUAGGAUUUGGAGAGUUUUGUAGGGAACUCUGCAAACUUCAGCCUCAACUGCUCUGAAGCUCUGACAUGCACCAACUGUUUGGCAAGGGUGAGCUCUGCUCAGGUACCUCCUGUCCAUAAUGAUACGCAAUGCUCAUAAUGACAAGGGCCACAUAUUAAUUCCAUCCCAUGUCUUCCCAGCUGUCACUCACUGCCUCUGGUGACAUGAUUCUCAAGUGCUCUGCCUGCUGUAUGUCCUGCUGCAUCUCAGGGGCAUUGGUUUGUGUUCCAUGGCCCUUUUUUGAGCAGUGUUUCUCCUUAUUCCAGGCUUUGCAGAUUUCUGCCCAAUGCAGUAAUGACCAGAGCCUGUGCAAGGUAAAUGGUAGUUGGCUAACUAACUUUCAUUAAGACAAUUCAAGCAAGUAAAAUCUAUUCAUUUAUUGCAUCUCAGCUGCUCAUAGUGAAACCUUGAGGAGAUGCAUCAAAAUCCAGUGUCAAAAGCUUUUCUGGUAAGGAAAAAACAACUUUGCUACUGUCACCUGCAGCUGGUGCCUGUAAGCUCUAUUCUGGCUGUCUUUCUAUGUGUGUGUGUAAGUUGGCGGGCAGGUUGGAAGCUGCUGAUGUUUUGGAAUUUUCCCUUCCCUGUUAAAUUGAUGGUAGAAAAAAAAAAAAGUAGUUGUGGCUCAAUGAUCACCUCUGAGCAUCCCACUGUCCACCCCUCCUCUGUAUCACUGUGCAUGGGCAGCACGGCCAGGGCAUGCGGUGAUCCAAUGAGCCUGGGAUAGCUGAGCAGCUCUUUGCGUGCCAGUUAAGGCACCUAGCAGUCCUGUGCAGCUCUAAUUUGAGCUAGAUUGUUCCAUGUUCUUCCAUCUCACUGUUUUCAAUCAGGAGGUGAACUGUGCAGACAAGUUUUGCUGUUUGGCUGUAUCACAGGGUACUUUAAGGUGACCGAAGAUCUAUUGUGUAUGCAAGUGGCAAAUGGCAUGUGGUGCUAUCUUUAUUUAAAAGUAUGUUUGUUAAAAAUCAGUUCUUUGCAUGGGUUAUGUUUUGGUGACCAUCUUGGAGCAGAAGUUGCAUCCUGUCUAUGGUCAUUGGGAGCAACUUCAUUUCCACAAGGUACUGAGUAUGCUGUUUUGUUCAAGCAUUUUUGGAGCUAGUGACAUUCUGGGUAGCAUCUGAAAUGAAGAUUUUUGCAGCAUUUAAGUCCUUCCAAAGUAACCUUGAGGGAACCUUGUAAAAGUUGUUCAUGGAAAGCAUCAUACCACCCCUGUGCAGUUAAAACAGCAGGCUCUGCAGGGACUUGUGCAAGAUCUUGAGCCUUGUUGGACACAUUCUGCCCCCAGCAAUGAGAACAUCCUGACUGCAGAGGGCUGGUUGCUCUUCAGCUUUGGGGCACAAACUGAGUUGAACAGAACCCCAAAGAGAUCAAUUUCUGCUCAAGGAUCACCAGCUCUACAUGGGUACAGAUCCAGGAACUGGAAUGAGCACAGUCUUUGUUGGACUGGUUACAACAGACAGCAAAAAUCUCUCUUUGUCUUUACUGCAGAGAGAUGCAGGGCUUUGCACAGACUGUGUGUGCUUCUGGGAGCAAAAAGUUUCAAAGACCCAAACCCAAGUGUCUUGAAGAAAUGUCUGCACAACUAGGAGAGAAUAAAACUCUCUGCUUUCACAAGUAAUUUGUGCAUGGCUUCCACUUACCACAGCUGGCUUCCCUUGCUUUCCCCUCCGUACUUUCAAUUCUCUGCCUUGUUCCAGAUGAAGUUUCCAUUGGGUUAAUAGGUGUGAAGGACUUAUCUCAAUGUUCCCCUGGCAUUUGGCUGGGAGCAGAGCAAGGCAGAGUUAACACCCUCAUCUUUUCCUGUUUCUGGGGGGUCAAAAUGCCACACACUGAGAUAUCCCUAUCCUAGGGGCACCAUAUACAGCAAACACUUCAAAAGCAUCUGAUCCAUUGUGCUGAAAAUGAGAUGUUACAGUCUUAGCAGUUCUGCUUGUGAAGCCACAGAAUGGUACUUGUACUUGUAAAUUUGCCUUUUAUCUUUUAAAAAUUGUAUUCACAGCUGUGUCCUGUCGCUUUGUUAAGCCUUCAAUCACAGACCUGGAUUCAGGAGCUUAGUCCCACUUCUGGGUCUCCGUGCCCAGGGGCUGUAGGGAAAGUCUCUACUUCAGAAAGCCUUUUAUAAAUGCUCCUGUGGAAAUGCAGAUUAAGGGUUAAGGUGAUACCUUGUGCUGCAUAGUAGCUGUCUGUAACUAUAUUCCCUUGAUUGUGCAUUUAGAGUAUGGUCACAGGAAAAGGAGUGAGUGAGCUGGGGAUCCUCUUGCUAGGGCUGCCAUGAAAUUCAGUCACUGCUUACGCGUGACUGCCUGGACUUGGCCUAGAAAUAGGUUUGAGUCUUGCAGUAUGCAUGGCUAUGUUAAGAAUACCAUACAGCUUAACGUGGUAACCAUACUAGGAAAGAGAUAAGAGUCCCUGGUUAUCAGUAGUGCAGAGUGUGAUGUCAUGAAAGUCCUGAAGAGAUACAGAGGAUGCUGUAAUCUGCAGCCAGCAGCGCAGCAUGUGUUAACAGUAGCAUGAUGUCGUCUUCUGAAAGCCUCUGAGACUGUCGCAAAUAGACACUGGCAUGGCCACAGGAGAAAAGGUCCAAGGCACACUGUCUCAGGAUUUGUUGAAGAAGCUGCAAUCUGCUUAUGUGCAUGCAUAUGAAAACCAAGGACUGGUACCAGCAAACCACAGUGCAGUGCUGCAGUGGCAGUGCGCAACUGAGCAGGAAGCACCUGCUCGAGCAGCUGGCACCCGCUGGACAGAGCAAGGAGGUGCAGGGCUGAAUGUGAGCUGAACAAGAAGGCAGAGCAGCUGGCUGGCUAAGGAGUUCUGGGCAGAUGAAGCUGUAGAGCAUCCCUACCCAAGUAGGUGAAGGUACCUUACCGUGGGUGCUGUUGAAGACAUGGUUGUUUGCUUCAGGACCUAACCUAGCUACAUGCACGUUAGGUUUUCUGGUAGAUACUCAUCUGUGAGUGCCUUCUUAGCUGUUUUAAGUAUCACAGUGUCAUCUGCAGUGGUUGGUUGCCUAUGGCAUGUUGCUCUUCUGCUCUUUCUUGCUAUAUAGCAGUACUCUGGGGAGAGAGAGGAAGUGACAAGCAAAGGUCUGCCUUGUGUUAGCACUACCUAUAUUGGUCCUCACUCCAAUUAGUGUGUUGAGUAGCUUGCACAUUGUGAUGUGUACAAUAGUAAGGUUGACCACAUGCAACUUCUGCAAGUUGAGUCUUCCUGUCUUUGCAACUAAACACAAGCUGGCUCAGGGCACUUAUUACACUUAUUACCUGCUGUCUCUCCAAACAGGUUCAUGUUAUUGCCCUUAGUUCCAACUGUUCAUCUACAUCCAUGCUAUUACACAGACUGCAGUGUGACACAGCCAGAUGGGUUCAGACCAGUUGAAGCCUACUCAUCUGGCUCAGGCUUAUAGCAGGGCUCAGGAAGGGUGCUUACAUCAUCAAGGGCUGAUUCUGUGUUUUGGUGACACAGUAUGAGGAAAGAGAAAGGUAAAAUUACAGUCUUGCUGUGUGCUGUCAGGGUGUUCAUGGGAAGUUGGGUAGAUGUUUGGAGGGUGACUUGGAGUGGAAUUUUCAUUUCAAAUUUUCAAGACUUCUGCAAACAAAUAGAAGUGUAAUCCUUCUCUCACGGUAGCGAGCUGUUUUGUGUGGAAUGUAGCUUUCCUAAGGUCACCUUUUGCUUCUUUCCUGCAUUCUGGACCCAGCAAGGAGAAGAGUGUUGCAGUUCUCAAUCAAAACCAAAGUUUUCUGAAAGACAGGAAACAGCAGUCCUGCUAUGGACAGAGCAGACUGAAAAUAGAAUCCAGUUGGUCACCAUACUAGAAUGGUCACCAGUUUUAUGCCACCAUACCGAAGAGUUUUACGUACAUGGCUAUUUCCUGCUCCCUUUCCAAUCUCUCUGCACUGGAGGAAGCUUUGCCCUGUUCCCCAUUUGCCGUUUCUCUAUCCUGCCCUUGGGUAGGAUAUGAAGGGAUGUUCCUGCUUUACAAAGCGAGGAUAAAUGAUGGUUUUCCCUGUUGGGGCUCAGGUUAAGGAACUUGUUCUUGACAACUGUAGGUCAUACGAAGGCAAAAUUGAAGGCCUUACAGAUGAGUUUGAAGAGCUGGAAUUCUUGAGUACAAUCAACGUAGGCUUAGCCUCAGUUGCAAACUUACCAAAGUUAAACAAACUUAAGAAGCUCGAACUAAGUGACAACAGAGUCUCAGGAGGACUGGAAGUGUUGGCAGAAAAGUGUCCAAACCUCACGCAUCUAAAUCUAAGUGGCAACAAAAUAAAAGAUCUUGGUACAAUAGAACCUCUGAAAAAGUUAGAAAACCUGAAGAGUUUAGAUCUUUUCAAUUGCGAGGUAACCAACUUGAAUGAUUAUAGAGAAAACGUAUUCAAGCUCCUCCCACAACUCACAUACCUCGAUGGCUACGAUCGGGAUGACAAAGAAGCACCAGACUCUGAUGCAGAGGGCUACGUGGAGGGCUUAGACGAUGAGGAGGAAGAUGAAGAUGUCUUAUCUCUAGUGAAAGAUCGGGAUGACAAAGAAGCACCGGACUCUGAUGCAGAGGGCUACGUGGAAGGCUUAGACGACGAGGAGGAAGAUGAAGACGAAGAGGAGUAUGACGAUGAUGCUCAGGUAGUAGAAGAUGAAGAGGAUGAGGAGGAGGAAGAGGAAGGAGAAGAGGAGGACGUAAGCGGAGAGGAAGAGGAGGAUGAGGAAGGCUAUAAUGAUGGUGACGUAGAUGAUGAUGAAGAUGAAGAAGAACCCGAUGAAGAACGGGGACAGAAGAGGAAACGAGAACCCGAAGACGAAGGAGAUGAAGAUGACUAAACUGAAUAACCUAUUUUGAAAAUUUCCUAUUGUGAUUUGACUGUUUUUACCCUGUAUUUCCCCUCCCCACACCCCCAACCUUUUUUUUUCUUUUUUUUUUUUUUCCUGAUUGUAAUGUUGCUGUGGGAAUGAGAGGGAGAAGCAGACUGGGUGGGCAAGGGAAUAAAAUACUAUUUUUACUGCCACUCCUCCUCCUAUUCAUUUAAUAUAUUUUAUUUUCUUUUUGUCCCUCUCUUAGUCCCUGUAACUGCAAUAGUAAGUAUAAACCAAGUGGUAAUUUGUUUCUUAUUAUUGGAGUGGAUAGUUGACAUCCCUAAAGAAAAAAAGUUUUAAGAUCAGUGGAUGAUACCCCAAAUACACAUGCUUUGUUCUGAGACAGCUGAAUAUCCCUGGUUGUUGGAGUUUUCCACCUCUGCCAGUCACAAAAUACAUUGUAAGCAUUUUUGGGGGGUGCUCCAAAUCUAGGCAAAGCAUCCCUCUGCAGCAACAGGUGUGAGAAUGGCAUAUUGAUAAAGUGAUUUCUUUGUUGCCUGUCCGUGAAUGACUGCCAUUUUCAGCCAUUGCUUUCCCUGCUUUUGUAGGUACCUUUUCUUUUGCUGUUUGUAAAUAGUGACCAAAUGUUUCUGGGGGGUUUUUUGGGGUGUUCCUUUGGAUCUGGUUUGUGGGGUGAAUUUGCAGUCCCCUUCCUCGCCCUGUGUGUUGUGUUCUUUUUUUCCUUUCUGUUUUUUGGUUGGGUUGUUUUUUUUUUUUUUUUUGGUUUGUUUUUGGCUAGGGUACAGCCAAUACACUGAAAAUGGCAGGCAUUUAAAUAUAUAUAUAUAAAUAUAUAUAAAAAGUGUUCCUAAUUCCUGAGUUACUAGUGAAAUGACUUUGACAAUUGUAAUAAAAAAAAUGUUUCAACCCUUUUAAAUAAGGUGUGUACUAUUUUGGUCUGUAAUAUAUAACACCUAGUCAAUUUUAAGUGAUGAGAAACUACUUCCACUUGUGCUAUAUACUUGGAAAAUUUUUACAAACCUAAAUACAGGAGGCAGUACAGCAUGUAGGGUAGAAAGUUUCUUUUCAUACACUCAAGCACGAGAUACUAAUACGAAAUUGUAUUUUCUUACCUAGUGGAAGUCAGUAAAAUGACUGAAAAUACCUAGUGAAUGUACAGUUUUACUUUCAUAUCCCUCUUUAAAAUAGCUUUAGAAGUGACUUGUAUUUCCUAGUCAAUAUUUCAUCUGUAUAAAUACAUUUGCAACAGGUUUUUUUUUGUUGUUUUUUUUUUUCUCCCCAGAAGAGCCAAACUUUGAGUUUUAUGUCUGUUUGUCAUUGAUGAAUUUCAAUAAAUCUUUUUAUACAA